GCCGCCCCUCCCCCCGGAGCAUCGCCCAUCUGCCCCGCUGGGAACAUGGCGUCCGGCGGCUACCGGAGCAGCGGGGGCAGCACCACGGACUUUCUGGAGGAGUGGAAAGCCAAGCGGGAGAAGAUGCGGGCGAAGCAGGCGCCGCCGCUGCCGGGGGCACCGGCCGGGACUGACUGCAAAGCCCCCGGGAGCACCUCCUCGGCUGCCGAGCUCAACAGCACCCUGCACCCCGCCGGCCUGGCCGCUCCGCCGCACCCCCCGGAGCGGGGCGCCCCGUCCCCCAGCGGGGGCACGAAUGGUGUCCCCCUCUCCGCCAGAGCCGGCUCCAAGGAGCCCCCGCCCCCAGCCGGGGGCAGAGCGGCCGAGCCUGCGGGGAAGCCCCCCGCCGCGCCCGGCUCCCCGGAGGAGGAGAAGGCGGCGGCGAAGGGGAAAAGCUCCGGUCCCAGUGCCAGGAAGGGGAAGGGGCAGAUCGAGAAGAGGAAGCUGCGGGAGAAGAGGCGAUCGACAGGUGUGGUGAACAUCCCCGCCGCCGAGAGUCUAGACGAAUAUGACGAUGAUGAAACAGGACAGAAGGAGCGAAAGAGGGAAGAUGCUAUUACACAGCAGAAUACAAUGCAGAAUGAAUCUGCCAGUGUAGACCCAGGUGGCUCAUACCUAAUACAGGAAUCCUCUAGGACAGUUUCAAGCAGAUAUAAAAGUGCAACUAAUGCACCUGAAGAUGAUGGUCCAAAUCGAUAUUCCCGAACAGACAGGACAGGAUAUAGCAGAUACAGCAGGGAUGCAAAUUCUUCUGGGAAUUCUGUACCAAGCAGUGCUUUGGAAAAGAGGAUUGAAGAACUUGAAAGGGAACUAGCCAAGGAGAGGCAAGAAAAUGUAAGAUUAUUGAGGAUGACACAGGACAAAGAGGAACAGAUUGGGAAAUUGAAGGAAGAAAUUGAUUUAUUAAACAGAGACCUAGAUGAUAUAGAGGAUGAAAAUGAGCAAUUAAAGCAGGAAAAUAAGACCCUCUUAAAAGUUGUUGGACAGCUGACAAGGUAGAAGAUUCAAACCUCAAUGAGGAGAGAGAGAUUUAAAAACUACUGAUUGAUAAAGUCAACAUUACAGUAAUACUUCCUGUGUUGCAGUAUGUUAAAAUAACCAAGUCUUUAUAUUUAUUAUUAGGAAACCAGAUGGAUGUUUAUUUUCAUAACACAUUCUUUUUCAUUCAGUAAAAUGGCAUCAACUUUUGUGGGUAUUUUUAACCUUACCUUUCACAUCAAGAAUAAGUAACAAUUAUGAUAUCUUUCAAAAACAUUAAAUUCAUGGUGGUUGUAUUGGGUUUUGUCUUCUUACUACAUAUAAUCUGGUUAUAGUAGUUUAAAAAUCAGAGCGCCGGGAUCACUUUUGGUCUUUGUUGGGUGUAUAUUUUUCUCUUGAAUGAAAGGAAGCAAUAAAAAUAAGCUUUGUUUACACAGAUCCAAAAUAUAUAUUUUGGGAGAUAUUUUCAUUUUGUUUCGACCGCUGUAAAGUAUAGGUGCCUUAUUGAUGUGUAACAUUUUGCAGAUUGAUUACUUGUUCUAAAAUACAAACCUUGUAUGUUGUGAGUUUUUUACUAUAUCUGAAAGACAGACCAUUUUGAGAAGCGAUUUUCUUCUGUAUAGCAGUUGUCUUGGGGAAAAAUAAGUUGUUUUAUUAAAAAAAUUCAAUAAAUCAACUGUAGUUACCAACAUUAAAUUUUUUUGUAACAUGUCUAAGUUGUGCACUAUAGUAUGUCAUAAUGCUUGUGCUUUAGCAGUGAAAUGCAAAUUUACUAUCCUACAGUAAGUUUGUUUUGUGUAUUGAGAAUAUAAACAAAGCCUGGAGCUUUCAUUUUGCAAAAGUAUUAAAACAUAAUUAUA
Messenger RNA from Terrapene triunguis (Three-toed box turtle), 1877 nucleotides. RefSeq names its product pro-apoptotic WT1 regulator (gene PAWR). Gene Ontology annotation, biological process: apoptotic process; positive regulation of apoptotic process. The transcript is spliced from 6 exons. Bases 46 to 1038 code for a protein of 330 amino acids. Lineage: Eukaryota; Metazoa; Chordata; Testudines; Emydidae. Gene Ontology annotation, cellular component: cytoplasm. The record is from RefSeq and is a predicted model, not a curated record.